UUCAGAUUAAAAGGGGAACAAAAGUCAAUCACUAGGUGGGGUCUCAGAUAGCAUGCUCUGGGUUCCUUCCUACACAUCAUUUUAACUGUUCCCAGGUAACCACUGUGCUGCCCAGGGUGGGACACAUGCACCCUAGAGUAAUUGCUGGGAGUUUACUACUCAUGUGAACAGCUUCAGCACAAGAGAGAGUUACAGAAAGAGCAAAGGUUUAGUUAAAUGCAUGCACUAGAGGAUUUUAAUAACAAUCUUUUUUCUUUCUUCAAAUCUAGGUUUUAAAAGAGAAGAGAUAUAAUAGAGGAGUAGACUGGUGGGCAUUAGGGAUCAUCGUAUCUAAAAUGGCAUGUGGGACCUCACCAUUCAUAGAGUACGGCAACAGUACAGAAUGCCGUUUGUCGAUUCUUCUUGAACAGCCAUGCAUUCUGAUAAGGUUCAGCCCCGAAUUGCAAGAUCUCCUGCGAAUGCUCCUGAAGAAAAAUCCAAAAGAACGACUGGGCUGCAAUGGAAAUAUUCGGGAGCACCCAUUUUUUAAUGCCAUUGAUUGGGUGCAAAUAGAAAACCGGACUCUACCACCUCCUUCCCAGCCAAAAGCAGUAAGUACAUGACUACAUGUGUUUUGGUAGGCUACUGCUUAUUAUGAAUAGGCACUUAUCUUGAAAUCUCUAGAUGUUUGUGUUUUAAUACAUAUUCAGGGCUAGAGACCCGUGUCUUCCUGUACUACAGUAUCUAUCUACAUAGCCGGUUAGGACUAGGCCUAGGUUUAUUAACUCUGUGGGAAACGCUCAAUGGCAUUCCACAACAAAUACAAUUGCACUUAAUAUUUUGUAUUGUACUAUUG
Messenger RNA from Xenopus laevis (African clawed frog), 835 nucleotides. RefSeq names its product protein kinase C-like. Lineage: Eukaryota; Metazoa; Chordata; Amphibia; Anura; Pipidae. The record is from RefSeq and is a predicted model, not a curated record. The coding region runs from base 336 to 602 and encodes 88 amino acids. The transcript is spliced from 2 exons.